AUGGCAUAUAUCAUCCAGCCAAACCCUAAAUCUUUUCCUCUUCACAUAAUGCCCUUCUAUGCACACAACUAUUACAUAUCACAAAGCUACCUCUUGAAAUAUAAAUUUGCCCUUGUAAAACCUGAAAAAUCAUACCUUUCUUUGUGGUAUCCUCUUAGUGUCAAUAUUUUUAUGAGCAGUGUAAAGAUCCUUCUAAUGACAGUAGAGGAACCACAUGCGCACACAUACUGGAGAGAAGCCCUAUGCCUGUGCCCAUUGUUCCUAUCGUGCAAUUCAGAAAGUGGCUCUGAAAAGUCACAUGUUAACGCACCACCCAGAUGUGAAUACAAUGUGAGGCUGAGCUCAAGCUAUGAGAUGGCAGUUGGGAGAGGCGCCACAGGAGGUGAAAAGACCACACCUUCUGUCGCCAAGUUGCGUCAGUGUCCAUACUGCUCCUACUCCACUACUGUCACAACUAAUCUCAAGAACCAUUUGUGCACUCAUACAAAAGAGAAACCAUAUGCAUGUGAUCGUUGUUCCUACAGUGCAAUAACAAAACAGACUCUGGAAGAUCAUAUUCGAACCCAUACUGGAGAAAGACCUUUUUCUUGUCCAUACUGUCCUUAUAAUGCCAUUAAUAAAAAGAGAUUGAAAAGACAUGUUAUAAAACAUUCAGUGAACACUCUGAAUUUCUGAACUUUCUUUCCAGCACACCUAGAGGAACCUGAACAUGAAACAGGCUUUUGUGGUCUGUGAGAUAUUAACAUAAGUCCUUGACUAAGUUACAGCUCAGUCUUAUGCCAAACAGGAUGUUAAAAGACAUUUUACUUUGCUUUACUGGUUCAGGAGAAGCAAAUAUUAAAAACAUUGAUGUUAGAAAAUAUUAGAUGGUUGAUGAAAUUUGCAUCCAAUAUUUUUUAAUCAGAUUGUGUUUUAAACUUGAAAAGUGAUUAGAAGAUAAUGAGUUUUUAGUGUUACAAACCCGUUCAGUAAGUAUUUGACUUGUGUUAAGAAAUAUUUGUAUUUGAAAACAUGUAAUACUGAAUAUGAAUUUUAGAAGAAAAAAUGUAUUCUAAUCUAUAUAAACCUGUUUUACUCAAAAUGGAAUUAUUCACAACACUGAUGAUAACUGUUGAAACCCACAAAGUGUAUUUAAAGUGAAACCAUAUUGUCGUAUUCACGACUUUUCAAUAGAAUUUGCAUUUUAAGAUUUAUUAGUAUGAACUUCUCUUUUUGGUUUAGAAGAGGAAAGGUAUUUAAUAUUUAAUAAUUAUAAGAAGUGAUAAAGAUAUAACAUUAUGUUAUAAAUAUUUUAU
Penaeus vannamei (Pacific white shrimp) is the source of this 1295-nucleotide messenger RNA. NCBI's taxonomy places the organism in Eukaryota, Metazoa, Arthropoda, Malacostraca, Decapoda, Penaeidae. The record is from RefSeq and is a predicted model, not a curated record.